This is a messenger RNA of Culicoides brevitarsis, 2132 nucleotides long. It is a transcript of the gene slif, whose product is annotated as cationic amino acid transporter 3. Gene Ontology annotation, molecular function: L-arginine transmembrane transporter activity; L-lysine transmembrane transporter activity; L-ornithine transmembrane transporter activity. Lineage: Eukaryota; Metazoa; Arthropoda; Insecta; Diptera; Ceratopogonidae. The record is from RefSeq and is a predicted model, not a curated record. Gene Ontology annotation, biological process: L-ornithine transmembrane transport; L-arginine import across plasma membrane. Bases 88 to 1899 code for a protein of 603 amino acids. Gene Ontology annotation, cellular component: plasma membrane. The transcript is spliced from 6 exons.
AGCUAUCAGUUCGCUACCGGGCACGAGACUAAUCAGACGUACAUGAUUUUUAACUUUUUACUGACUUUGUGUUGAAAAAAAAAUAAAAUGAAUAAACUUUGGAAUGCCUUGACGCGCCGCAAACGGAACGACUCCGACGGAGAAGAAUCAAAAUUGGCACGUGUUUUAAAUCUCGUCGACUUGACAGCACUCGGAGUUGGUUCGACACUCGGCUUGGGAGUUUACAUUCUCGCUGGAAGUGUUGCUUAUGAGCAAGCGGGACCUGCGGUAACGAUAUCUUUCGCCAUUGCUGCGAUUGCAUCAGCCAUUGCUGGGUUUUGUUAUGCCGAAUUUGCUGCUCGUGUGCCGAAAGCGGGAUCAGCUUACGUUUACAGUUAUGUCAGCGUUGGAGAAUUCGUGGCAUUCACAAUUGGAUGGAAUUUGAUCUUAGAAUAUGUCAUCGGUACUUCUUCCGUUGCUCGCGGGAUGAGUGGCUACAUUGAUGCCUUAAUUAACAACACGAUGUCACGUUCGCUGAAGGAGUCAAUGCCCAUAAAUGUCAAUUUUCUCGCCGAUUAUCCGGAUUUCUUUUCGUUUUUCAUCGUUCUCGUGAUUUCGACGUUGCUGGCGUUCGGCGUGAAAGAAUCGACUUUGAUGAACAACAUUUUUACCGGCGUGAAUUUAAUCGUAAUUUCCAUUGUGUUAGUGGCGGGCAUCAUAAAUGCCGACAUCAAGAACUGGCAAAUCCAAAAGGAGGAUAUCCCGGAGGGAAUUAGUGCUGGCGAAGGAGGUUUCAUGCCGUAUGGCGUCGCGGGAAUUAUGGCGGGAGCAGCAAAAUGCUUUUAUGGCUUUGUUGGGUUCGAUUGUGUCGCGACAACGGGCGAAGAAGCAAAAAAUCCACAGAAAAAUAUUCCGUUGGCGAUUGUUAUCUCCUUGAUUAUCAUUUUCCUCGCGUAUUUUGGGAUUUCAGCUGUGCUGACGUUAAUGUGGCCUUACUACCUGCAAGAUCCCGAGGCGCCUUUCCCGCAUGUCUUCAACGAAAUUGGAUGGCACGAAGUUAAAUGGAUUGUUUCGAUCGGAGCGAUUUUUGCGCUUUGCACGAGUUUGUUGGGUGCGAUGUUCCCGUUGCCGCGAGUGCUUUACGCGAUGUCAAACGAUGGAAUUUUGUACAAAACCUUGAAACGGGUGAACUCGAAGACACAAACGCCAGUUAUUGCGACACUUCUUUCGGGAUUGCUUGCUGCCAUUAUGGCUCUGAUGUUUAAUUUGAAUCAACUAAUUGACAUGAUGAGCAUUGGAACGUUGUUGGCUUAUACAAUUGUGGCAAUUUGUGUUUUGGUGUUGCGGUAUCAGGAUGACGGAUUGAUAAUUGGCAAAGAAGUUGAAAUUGGGACUCCGAGAAUUCUGAAACAAAUUUUUAAUUUGAAUUUUAUCAAGAAACCGGAUUCGUUGUCGUCUUCCAUUUCGAAAUUGGGAAUUGUUGUUUACAGUCUUCUUUGCAUUGUCUUAUGCGCAUUGCUUCUCUCGCCAACAAUGAUCACUCCGGAGUAUCCUUUCUACUUGACAGUCACUGUAGUUGUUGUUGCCACGAUGAUUCUCGUUAUUUGUGUUUUGGCUCGUCAACCUGCUUCUGAUGUCAAAUUAUCUUUUAAAGUCCCCAUGGUUCCAUUAUUGCCUUCUUUGAGCAUUUUUAUUAAUUUGUAUCUCAUGUUCCAAUUGGACCUCAACACAUGGAUCCGUUUUGGCGCCUGGGUGAUAAUUGGUUACAUCAUUUAUUUCACAUACGGCAUCCGACAUAGCACGGAAGGAAACUUACGUUCAGCUGAAAGUCGUCGGGAUAGCACGUUUGACAAGAAAAAAGCCCCAGUUAUGCCGAUUGAGCCGAACUUCAUGAAGGACCGUUAUGUGAUAAAGUCUUAAAAUUGACAAUUUUUUAACAUUUUUGACGAAUUUAUCAUCUCUCAUCACACACAUUUUUUGCGAUAUUUUUAGUUUUGUAAGCGUUUCGUAUUGUUAAAAGUCCGUUUUUUGUGCGCGUUUCGAGUGUCGUCGCGAGAAUUUUGUGAUAAUCUGCAUUAAAAAAGGACUUUAGCGUAAGAUUUUUAAUGAGAAUUGUAUUAUUUUAUAAAUAAAAACUUAAGACUUAAAUCUGA